AUGGACUACGAAAAGUACGAGAGCUAUGAGCGGCCGACGGAGCGGUCCAGAUGGACGCCCCUGACGCGCAUGUUGCUCUCGGGAGAAAUGACACAGGAGAAGCAGCAAGAGCUGACGGCGCGAGAAAAGUUUGACCGAUGGAUGAUUAACGAAGGAUACCGAAGAGUAUUCGUCUUCGUUUUCAUGCUGGCCCAUGCCCUCAUCUUUGCCUUUGCCUGCGUCCACUACGGCCUCAAGGACAGCUUGGCGACAUCCCGAGCCACCUUUGGUUUCACGUUCGUCGUUGCUCGAUCGGCCGCCCUGGUCCUCCACGUCGAUGUCGGCAUCAUCCUCUUCCCCGUCUGCAGAACCCUCAUCUCGCUCCUCCGACAGACGCCUCUCAACGGCGUCAUCCAGUUCGACAAGAACAUCACCUUCCACAUCACGACGGCCUGGUCCAUUGUCUUCUUCUCGUGGGUGCACACCAUUGCCCACUGGAACAACUUUGCCCAGGUGGCGGCCAAGAACAACCUUGGCAUCUACGGCUGGCUGCUUGCCAACUUUGCCUCGGGCCCCGGCUGGACCGGAUACGUGAUGCUCAUCGCCCUCAUGGGCAUGGUCUUCACCUCGAUCGAGAAGCCCCGACGCGCCAACUACGAGCGGUUCUGGUACACGCACCACAUGUUCAUCGUCUUCUUCAUCUUCUGGGCCAUCCACGGAGCCUACUGCAUGAUCCAGCCCGACGUGGCGCCCUUUUGCACGAGCAUCGGGCCCUCGGCCAUUGGCGUGUUUUGGCAGUACUGGAUGUACGGAGGCUUCAUCUACCUGGCGGAGAGAAUCGCCCGCGAAAUCCGAGGCCGCCACAAGACGUACAUUUCAAAGGUCAUCCAGCACCCCAGCAACGUCUGCGAGAUUCAGAUCAAGAAGGAGCACACCAAGACUCGAGCCGGACAGUACAUCUUCUUCUGCUGCCCGGCGGUCUCGCUGUGGCAGUACCACCCCUUUACGCUGACCAGCGCCCCCGAGGAGGACUACAUCUCCAUCCACAUGCGUUGCCAGGGCGACUUUACCAUGGCCGUCUCGAGUCUCCUGGGCUGCGAGUGGGACAAGAAGGGCAGCACGAGCAAGGUCGUGGGCGCUGCCGGCGACGAGACCAACGACCCGGCCCUGAAGCGAGUCUUGCCCAGGGUCUACGUCGACGGGCCCUUUGGAUCCGCCUCGGAGGACGUCUUCAAGUACGAGGUGGCGGUUCUCGUCGGUGCCGGUAUUGGCGUCACGCCUUUUGCCUCGAUCCUCAAGUCCAUCUGGUACCGGAUGAACUACCCGCAGCAGAAGACGAGGCUGCGCAAGGUCUACUUCUUCUGGAUCUGCCGCGACUUUGGCUCGUUUGAGUGGUUUCGGUCGCUGCUGCUGGCCGUCGAGGCGCAGGACGUGGACAACCGCAUCGAGAUCCACACGUACCUGACGGCCAAGAUCAAGGCCGACGAUGCCACCAACAUCAUGAUCAACGAUGCCAACGCCGACAAGGAUGCCAUUACGGGCCUGAGGAGCCCGACCAACUUUGGCCGCCCCAACUGGGACAUGAUUUUCCGAGGCAUCCGGAAGCUGCACACGCCUUGCGAGGCGGGUGUGUUUUUCUGCGGGCCCAAGGGUCUGGGAAGUUCCCUGCACGUUUACUGCAACAAGUAUACGGAUCCUGAGUUCUCGUUCGUCUGGGGCAAAGAAAACUUUUAA
Messenger RNA from Trichoderma aggressivum f. europaeum, 1713 nucleotides. RefSeq lists its product as uncharacterized. Gene Ontology annotation, cellular component: NADPH oxidase complex; plasma membrane. Lineage: Eukaryota; Fungi; Ascomycota; Sordariomycetes; Hypocreales; Hypocreaceae. Gene Ontology annotation, molecular function: superoxide-generating NAD(P)H oxidase activity. Gene Ontology annotation, biological process: superoxide anion generation; defense response. The coding region runs from base 1 to 1713 and encodes 570 amino acids. The record is from RefSeq and is a predicted model, not a curated record. The transcript has 3 exons.